UCAUUCCCGCAUUAGUUCUGUUCUCUUUGUCAUCUACUGUCUCUUGGCUACUCGUACAUGUUCUCUUUGACCCAUUUGGACGACUUUCGGCGAUAGUGAUACCGCUUGCAAACUCCUAUCUUUGCGACUUUUCAAUUUUGACGAUCCACCUGGGGAGUAUCCCAAGUGACCCAGCUGGUGGUCCUGUAGUAUAAUCGAUCAACCACGGUCUGACCGUCUUGAGAGGACCGUGGGGGCUCUUGAGCUUUCCACAACAUGUCGGAGAAACCAGAGAAGGAUGCAAAUGAGAGCAUGGAUGGGAUCAUUGGCCUGGGUGAGAUUCAACAACAUGCCGAAGAGCUGGAAAAUCAAUUGCAUCAAGAGGACCAACCCGAGGCUGUUGGAUCAAUACAUGGCGAUGAGGGUGUAGAAGUGGAAGCUGGACAUGUCAUCGGUCCUGAGGAGGGCGACACGGAUGCUCAGAUAGGCCUCGAGAACAUGGUCGAGGAUAGCGAGGGGUUUGACCCAGAUACACUGGCGAACCUCGCUGCGUUAUCCAGGAUCGACGAAGUGACAGGAGAGGAGAUUGUAAACUACCUACGAUCGCAACCUGGUUUAUCGCCCUUGAUAGAUCAAGAUGAGGAGGAAGAAAGAGGAGGACAAGACAGAGACGAGACAUCAGCGGACGAUCAACAAAGUGGACAGGAUGACCCGCAGGCGGUAGGACAAGUCCAAGUCAAGAGAAAACGGAAACGAUCCGUAAAGUUCUCAGAAUCUGGAGACGGGACAGAGGGUAGUGAUGAUGGGGAAGAGGAACUACGGAAAGUCGAUCUCGAUGGAGAAGAUGGUGAUGGGGAUGGAGCGUUCAUGGAUCCAAAUGCGAUAGAAAUAUCCCGUGUAAUAGAUGUAUCAAACGUGGCGUUCCCGGCAUGUGCAGAAUGGAGGCACCAGUGUUACCGGAGAGAAAGAAGAAAGGCUCUCUGAAGGACAUUCCUAUAGAUCAAGAGCUUGGACUUCGGAUCCAAGCAUUGGAGUCACUCAUUCGAUCUGGAUCCUCUUUGGAUCCCGAUUCCGCCUCCACUGCGGCUAUGGAAACGAUCCUGCACGCCACUCGAGCCGCUAACUCUG
Messenger RNA from Kockovaella imperatae, 1107 nucleotides. RefSeq lists its product as hypothetical. The record is from RefSeq and is a predicted model, not a curated record. The transcript is spliced from 4 exons. The coding region runs from base 256 to 963 and encodes 235 amino acids. NCBI's taxonomy places the organism in Eukaryota, Fungi, Basidiomycota, Tremellomycetes, Tremellales, Cuniculitremaceae.